Messenger RNA from Cherax quadricarinatus, 1122 nucleotides. Its product is annotated as glutathione S-transferase 1-like. Gene Ontology annotation, biological process: glutathione metabolic process. Gene Ontology annotation, molecular function: glutathione transferase activity. The record is from RefSeq and is a predicted model, not a curated record. NCBI's taxonomy places the organism in Eukaryota, Metazoa, Arthropoda, Malacostraca, Decapoda, Parastacidae.
GUAGUGUAAUAUCACCUGUCUGACGGUACAUAUUUCCAUCACCUCCACACUAGUACCUAGUUGACCUCGUGUGACACCAGGGAAGUGUGGGUAGUGUAAUAUCACCUGUCUGACGGUACAUAUACCAUCACCUCCACACUAGUACCUAGUUGACCUCGUGUGACACCAGGGAAGUGUGGGUAGUGUAAUAUCACCUGUCUGACGGUACAUAUACCAUCACCUCCACACUAGUACCUAGUUGACCUCGUGUGACACCAGGGAAGUGUGGGCAGUGUAACGCCACCUGUCUGACGAUAAUAUCCAUGGAUUACUACUACAAUGUCUUGUCUGCUCCUUGCCGGGCUGGCAUGUUAACAGCUAAAGCUGUGGAAAUUGAGCUUAACCUGAAGCCUGUUGACCUUUUAGCUGGAAAAGAGCAACUAGCAGAUGUACUAACACUAAACCCUCAACACACACUACCUACUUUAGUUGAUGGUGACUUUGUUCUCUGGGAAAGCUCGCCAAUUUGUACUUAUCUCGCCACCAAGUAUGGAAAGACUGAUUCUUUAUACCCUCGUGACGCAAAGACUUGUGCUACAGUUAAUCGCCUCUUGUAUUUUGACCUUGGCACGUUGUACCGUCGCUUUGGGGACUAUGCAUUUCCGCCCUUGUGCAUGGGUACAGAGGUAGAGCCCCACAAACUGGACCUCCUUCAAGAAGCUCUUCGUUGGCUGAACCAGUUUCUGGCUGGUCAUGAGUGGGCUGUCGGUAACAAUAUCACCGUUGCAGACAUUGUCCUCGUAGCUACAGUGUCUACCAUUGAAGCAGCCGGGGUUGAUCUUUCUAUGCAUGAUAAUGUAGUAUCAUGGCUUGAGAGGUGCAAGUCGACACUGCCAGGCUACACUGAGGUCAACCAACCUGGUGUCGAAGAAUUUGCAAAAACGGCUGAAGACAAACUGAAGAAGCUUUAAAUUUAAUGUGCCAUGUUUCCUAAACUUCUACUAGUUUAAUUACUAAACACGAGAGUAAAACCACAACUUAAAUAGCAUAGUGAAACCCUUCUAUUGCAGUUUGCUUGCGCACUGAAAACUUGUAACGUGCCAAGUAAACUGAGUACUAAACUUGAAUAAAUUACUAGCAAAG